AUGCCCCAGAGCCCUGUAUCAAGCGAGGAGGAGAGGAGGAGCAUCUCCGAAUAUCCUGGGGGAGAGUCGGACUCGGACAGCUCCAGAGAGGUCAUGGCCCCUGGAGGGAAAAACAAUCCCAAUUCUGCCACCAGCAAUACUAGCCCUAACCCUCUUUCAGCAUCCUCAGUAGCAGCAAGGAGAAUAAAGGAGAGAUCCAUGUCUGUUCCUGACGAUUCCAAUUUCAGUAUGAUGGUCUUUCGCAUUGGUAUCCCUGACCUACAUCAAACAAAAUGCCUCAGAUUUAACCCAGAUGCCACAAUCUGGGUCGCAAAGCAACAGAUACUGUGCACUCUGAAUGAGAGCCUGAAGGAUGUCCUUAACUAUGGCCUUUUCCAACCAGCAACCAAUGGAAGGGAUGCCAAGUUCUUGGAUGAAGAGCGUCUUCUUCGGGAGUAUCCACAGUCUUUUGAGAAAGGGGUUCCAUAUUUGGAGUUCCGCUACAAGACAAGAGUUUACAAGCAGACUAACCUUGAUGAAAAGCAAUUGGCGAAGCUCCACACUAAGGCUGGUCUGAAAAAGUUUGUGGAGUAUGUACAACAUGGCUCAGCGGAGAAAGUGGCCAGGCUGCUGGACAAAGGCUUGGAUCCCAACUAUCAUGAUUCAGAAGGUGGAGAGACGCCAUUGAGCAUGGCUGCACAAAUGGAAGGAACGGUGGAUGUCAUUAGGAUGCUUUGCCUUGGAGGGGCCCACAUUGACUUUCGUGCCCGCGAUGGCACCACAGCUCUCCACAAGGCUGUCUGCUCCCGAAAUUAUAAUGCGCUCAUGACACUUUUGGAUCUCGGUGGUUCUCCAAAUUACAAAGAUCGUCGAGGUCUUACUCCUCUGUACCAUACGGCCAUGGUGGGUGGAGAUCCCAGGUGCUGUGAGUUACUGCUCUACAACAGAGCAUACAUUGGCACUGUGGAUGAAAAUGGCUGGCAAGAAAUUCACCAGGCCUGCCAGCAUGGCCACUCACAACACUUAGAGCAUCUACUCUUUUAUGGGGCUGACCCUGCUGCUCAGAACGCUUCAGGCAACACCGCUCUGCAUAUCUGUGCCCUGUACAACAAGGAGAGCUGUGCUCGAGUAUUGCUGUACCGAGGGGCGAGCAAAGAUAUAAAGAACCACAGUGGACAGACCCCUUUCCAGGUAGCUGUUAUUUCAGGAAAUUUUGAAUUAGGGGAGCUGAUCAAGAGUCAUCGAGACACUGAUAUUGUGCCCUUCCAGGAAUCUCCUUCCUAUGCUGUCCAUCGUAGGGAAGGAGGAAAAGCUCUGUCUGUUCCCCAUGUCCUUUUACGUGCCAAUAGCGACAACAGCCUAUCACUGCCUGACUGGAUGGUCUUCUCCGCUUCCACUGCCAAUACUGUCACUCUGCAGGGACAAAAGGCCUCAGGGGGAACUCUGAGAAGCUCCAGUAGCCCACGAGGGGCUCGAAGUCGAUCACCUUCACGGGGACGCCACACAGAGGAGUCCAAGAAACAACCACGGGGACGGCCUAGUUCCAGUGGUUCUUCCAAAGAUGCCCCUGCUGGUGGGACUGUCAAUCACCGUAUGAAACGCAAACUGUAUUCAGCAGUGCCAGGACGCAUGUUUGUGGUCACCAAACCUUACCAGUCCCAAGGUGAAGGAGAAAUCUCUCUCAGCAAAGGAGAGAAGAUCAAAGUUUUGAGUGUGGGAGAAGGAGGAUUCUGGGAAGGAAACGCCAGAGGACGCACCGGAUGGUUCCCUUCAGACUGCGUGGAGGAAAUUCCCACAAAACCCCAGGAAGGAAAACAAGAGAGCCGGAGUGACAAAGCCAAACGGUUGUUCAGACACUACACGGUUGGAUCGUAUGACAGCUUUGAUGCUCCCAGUGACUACAUUAUUAAAGAAAAAACGGUGCUGCUGCAGAAGAAAGACAGCGAAGGAUUUGGCUUUGUGCUGAGAGGAGCUAAGGCACAAACCCCAAUUGAGGAGUUUACUCCAACUCCGGCUUUUCCAGCGCUUCAGUACUUGGAAAGUGUGGAUGAAGGUGGAGUGGCUUGGAGAGCAGGUCUCAGGAUGGGGGACUUUUUAAUUGAGGUAAAUGGACAGAAUGUGGUAAAAGUGGGUCAUCGGCAGGUAGUUAACAUGAUUCGGCAGGGAGGAAACAACUUAAUGGUAAAAGUUGUUAUGGUGACACGGAACCCAGAAAUGGAGGAUGCCAUGCGAAAAAAAGUGCCCCAGCAAACCAAGCGGGUUACUCCACCCGCAAUAUCACUGCGUUCCAAAUCCAUGACUUCAGAACUGGAGGAAAUGGUGGAAAAAGUGUCUCCCUGGAAAAAGAAAAAUGACUAUGAGCCAUCUCAGAACACAGAGAAGAAAAGAACCGUAUAUCAAAUGGCACUAAAUAAACUGGAUGAAAUUCUCGCAGCAGCCCAGCAAACUAUUAGCGUGAAUGAGAGCUCCAACCCUGGUACACUGGCAUCUCUGGGAACAUCACGGUCUGCCUCAAAGAGCUUUUUUUCCUCAGAGCCAAAUUUUGGACAGCAUAGAGUCUCAAGUACACAGUCGGUGUAUGAUGGUCCAUCCUACUUGUCCUCUUCUCCUGGCCAGGCCAUGAUGCUGCGGCAAAAGUCUAUUGGUGCUGGGGAUGAUGAAAAGCCAUUUUUGUCUGCUCCCCCCAUGAAAUUUAACCGCAGUCUUUCUGUUCCUAGCUCAGAAGACAUACCCCCUCCGCCUACAACUUCUCCUCCUGAUCCUCCAUAUAACACUGCACCUUCAUCUGCAGCUAGGGUUAACCCAGCUGUAAGGUCUAACUUUAAUCAAAGUGGAGAUUCUAAAUUGUUUUCCCCUACAAUGAGACAAGAAUCUAGUCUUUUUGACCAACAAAUUAUAGAUGCAUCUCAGAGACGUGAGAAGCUACAGCAGCUCUACCACCAAGAUUCUGAACAAACUGCUGAUGAACAGAUCCGAAUAGGAAUGGCUUCAACAGCAAAUAUGAGAAACUGGCGGUCACAGACACAGGAGAUGCGUUACUUUAAUCUUCCUACUAGAGCAGCCAGUACAGCAAUGUAUGUACCAGCAAAAGCCGUGCGUCGAAAAGGCCAACUAGUGAAACAAGUAAAGGUAGAAAAUGAACAACAGCAGCAUUUGCAACAACAGCAGCAUCAGCAGCAAUACCAGUCUCAUCACCAGCAGCAACAAACUAGCAAGUCACAUGAAAAAAGUUCCAUUCCUAUACCUACAAUCAUUAUUAAAGCCCCAUCGACCAGUAGUAGUGGAAGGAGUAGCCAAGGUAGUAGUAUGGAGGCUGAAACCCAGCCAGACCCUAUUCCAUCUCUGCAAUUACGUGAUAAUAUUGACUUUACAAGCCAGUUUGGAGCAGCCAUUGUCGGUGCAGCACGGCGGGACCGUGAGUGGUUUAAUGAAGCCCGCCGAAAAUCUGCUCUUUUUCUUUCCACAGACGAAGACACAGAGCCCACACCUGCCCCAAGGUUGAAGCAUUCUAAGUCUAUUGAUGAGGGUAUGUUUUCUAGUGAACCAUACAUGCAUUUAAAUGUUCCCACAAAUUUUGGCGCACCUGUGAAUAGAGAUGUUACUAGUGGAUACGCCUACCAGUCAAAAACUGGCAAGGGCUAUGGCCCUAGUACCACUAGCGCAUUUAGUUCUGCAUGUUCCACUUUUUUACCACAGCUACAAUCAUGCUCCAGUCCAAUGACAAUAUCCAAUGUCAAUUCAGUUGGAGGAGGCAGUCCACUUAUACAUCCCCUGACUGGGAAAAUACUGGAUCCUAGUUCUCCUUUAGGUCUUGCUUUAGCAGCACGAGAAAGAGCUUUAAAAGAGUCACAACAGCAUAGUAGAAGUGAAUUAGAAGAGAGAAAGUCCCGUCCAUCUUCUCCACGUUUUCCAGAACAAAAGUCUCCAAUAGAGUCCCGAAGCAGCUCUCCACAUAGACUCUGGGAGUCAGGACCCACAAAAAGAAAAGAGAUAGAUUUCAAGCCAUGUAUGGUAUCCCCAACUGGUGAAAGAAAGUCAGAUGAGAGUUCUGGCCACCGGUCUCCUGCUCUAUUGCUGCUUCAAGGUGUAGAACAUGGUAAAGCCUGGGAAAAGAGGACUGAAGGCCAAGAAAAAAUAGAACUGCAUGUGCGCUUCAUGGAGAACUCCACCCACAAAGAUGAAGAAGAUCAUAAUAAGAUUUCCUUAUGUAAGGAAGUAAAAAAUGAAAGACAAAGAGCCAACCCAACUAUGAAUCAUGCCCCAUUACCUAGCGCAAAUUUAGAAACACAUGAAUCCAAUUCCAAGGAGAAUGGGCUACCAUUAUUAGUCUUGCCUCCCCCAGCCCCUUCAAUUGAUGUUGAUGAUGAUUUUUUAUUUACUGAGCCUCUCCCUCCACCAUUAGAAUUUUCAAACAGUUUUGAUAAGCCUGAUUCACCUCCAGGGGCAUCAGGUGGAACAUCUACCCUUCCACCUCCUGUUCCUCCACCACCUCCUGACUCUGUUGGCACUCCUGCUCUAGACUCUACGACUUCUAGUCUCACUUCUUAUGACAGCGAAGUAGCCAACUUAACCCAGGGGACACCAGAACUUAAAGAACCUCAUGUCAAUUUCUCGUCUGUUGUGUCGUCAAUUCAAAUACCAGCAUCAGACACUAUAGAGACAGUAACUGAUUCUGGCAUUGAAGAGAUUGAUAGUCGAAGCAGCAGUGAUCACCAUCUAGAGACUAUUAGUAGUGUCUCAACAUUAUCAAGUAUGUCUGGACUUUCAACAGAAGGAACAGAACUAUUGGACACUUACAUAACUUAUCUAGAUGGACAAGCAUUUAGUGCUGAUAAGCCUGUUGUCCAAAAUAAGAUUCGUUCAAGGACAUUUCCAAGUAGAACACCUGGACUACUUAGAGAUCCCAUUACUGCCACCAGUACCACCAUUUCUGUUUCUCCCUCUGCAGAAAAUGUCUUCACACUGACACCAUCUAAAGGACCCUCACUCUGUGCUCCUUCAGAGCCAGCAAAGGAUUCUCAUAGAAAAUCUCCCACGCUCCCAUGGGAGGACUACUCCCAGGAAAAACUCUCUUCGGUAUCUACAGUUAAAUCAAAUAUGAUGACUGAGUUAAGUUCAAAGAUUCAGCAUAUGAGUGGAGUUUCAUGGUCCAGGCCACCAGAAUCUGCAGUAUCAUUUACACCUGAAAGGCCCACUUCACUGCAGAGACACAGGAUAGUUGAUGAUUCUGCUGCUUCAUUGAUUUCUUCUAAACCCGUGAGCAGUUUAUUUCAUAACUGGCCUAAGUCUCCACAGCCUGCUCAAAAACACCCCAAAAGUGUGGAUUUUGACAUACGUCCUACCUUGAGAAGAGCACCAAGCCCAUCAACCUUGCCCACGGAGCACAAAAUAAGCCCAACUCCACGUCCUUCUUCUCUACCCAUCUUGCCUUCUGCCCCUGUUUACACAGGGGUCUUUGACCUAAGAGGCUCCCCUACAGCUGGAGGAGAUGCUUUCCCUGGCUUCCAAACGGGCAGUCGGUCCUUAUCUCCAACUCAUUUCAUUCUACCCCCCACUGAGAAACCAUUUGCCUCUAAGCCCAUUCACUUUUGGACAAAAUAUGAUGUGGCUGAUUGGUUGGACUACUUAAAUCUUGGUGAACACCGAGAACAUUUCUUAGACAAUGAAAUUGAUGGCAGUCACUUACCAUCCCUGACAAAGGAGGAUUACAUUGACCUGGGUGUUACAAGAGUCGGCCAUCGAAUGAACAUUGACCGAGCUCUGAAAUUUUUCUUGGAGAGGUGA
Messenger RNA from Bufo gargarizans (Asiatic toad), 5763 nucleotides. RefSeq names its product SH3 and multiple ankyrin repeat domains 1 (gene SHANK1). The record is from RefSeq and is a predicted model, not a curated record. Lineage: Eukaryota; Metazoa; Chordata; Amphibia; Anura; Bufonidae. Bases 1 to 5763 code for a protein of 1920 amino acids. The transcript has 24 exons. Gene Ontology annotation, cellular component: dendritic spine; postsynaptic membrane; postsynaptic density. Gene Ontology annotation, molecular function: ionotropic glutamate receptor binding; synaptic receptor adaptor activity.